AUGGCAGAAGAGACUGUCGAUUUCAAGCUUUACCGCUACAAUCCUUCGAUGGCGGCGGCCAUCAUCUUCAUCAUCCUAUUCUUCCUCAUCACAGCAUUGCACUUUUAUCAAAUGAUGCGAACCCGGACAUGGAUCUUCGUUCCUUUCGUUAUUGGCGGCGUUUUCGAGGUCAUUGGGUAUAUCGGGAGAGCCAUUUCCGCCCAAGAGUCGCCCAAUUGGUCCGUCGCUGUCUACUCACUCUCCACCAUCCUCCUUCUGGUUGCGCCCGCCCUAUUCGCGGCAAGCAUCUACAUGAUGCUCGGCCGCAUCAUCUUGGUGACCGACGGCGAGCCACAUUCACUCAUACCCAAGAAAUGGCUCACAAAGAUAUUCGUAACGGGGGAUGUAAUCUCAUUCAUGAUGCAGGGAGCCGGUGGGGGUAUAAUGGCAAGUGGCACCAUUGAAGCUGUGCAUACGGGAGAGAAGAUCAUUAUUGCUGGCCUAGUAGUGCAGCUUCUCUUUUUUGGCUUCUUUAUCGUCACCGGCGUCAUCUUCCAUGCCCGUAUGGUCCAACAGCCAACGUCAAAAGUAUAUUCCCAGUCGUUGCCAUGGGAAAGACAGCUGUAUGCACUCUACGUAGCCAGCUUACUUAUUCUCGUGCGAUGCAUCUUCCGACUCAUUGAGUAUGCCCAGGGUAACGACGGAUAUCUCAUAUCCCACGAGGUCUUCCUCUACGUGUUCGACGCUGUGCUCAUGUUCGCUACGAUGGUUUGGAUGGCUUGGGUUCAUCCAAGUGAGAUCACAGCGCUGCUCAGCAAGGGUCAAGGGAGGGCGGUGCGGCGAGUAAUAUCGGUUUAUUCCCUGCACUGA
Alternaria arborescens is the source of this 849-nucleotide messenger RNA. RefSeq lists its product as hypothetical. Gene Ontology annotation, cellular component: membrane. Lineage: Eukaryota; Fungi; Ascomycota; Dothideomycetes; Pleosporales; Pleosporaceae. The transcript is spliced from 4 exons. The record is from RefSeq and is a predicted model, not a curated record. The coding region runs from base 1 to 849 and encodes 282 amino acids.